This is a messenger RNA of Chaetomium globosum CBS 148.51, 3129 nucleotides long. RefSeq lists its product as uncharacterized. The record is from RefSeq and is a predicted model, not a curated record. Gene Ontology annotation, molecular function: DNA binding; ATP binding; ATP hydrolysis activity. The transcript has 2 exons. The coding region runs from base 1 to 3129 and encodes 1042 amino acids. NCBI's taxonomy places the organism in Eukaryota, Fungi, Ascomycota, Sordariomycetes, Sordariales, Chaetomiaceae. Gene Ontology annotation, cellular component: nucleus.
AUGCUUGCACAAUCAUCCCCCAUUACCUUUCCUGACAGCUCCUCCCCCGUCACAGCGAAGAGGCCACGACCUACCAACGCGCCGAAAGCUUUAAAACCUCGCGUCCUCGGCGGCUUCCUUGCCGACGACGAAUCUGACGACGAGGCCUUUUCUGACCAACCGUCACCAAAGCGGCGCAUGCUACAACGAGAUGCCCAGGACACACAAAAUACUCAAAACGCACAACACCCCCACGCAGAUGCCGAAUUACAACCCAGGGGAGACCUGAACGAGACCCUGCCGGCCGCCCAGCCCGUCGCCUCAACCUCAUCCGACAGCCAGCUGCAGGACGACUGUGGGGGAGAAGCAGAACGCUACGAACGUCUCUUUGGAAACCAGGGAUUGCCGACACUGGCAGCAUUCACCAGCAAAGACCCGCGCCCAGCUUUGUACCAAAUCUCGACAUGUUCCGGCCAAACGAUCCCUAUCCGAGAACGCAAGCCCACCGCCGCAGUCCCCUACGCAAGCAUAGUAGCAGCGCGCUCUAGGACCAAAGAUGGCCGCGCACACAAGAGCUACUACGGCAUCGCCAUACACGAACUCAUCGACAGCGCGAGCAAGGAACUUACCCGAGCGAGCAAGCCCGAGUUUUCAGCGGCGUCCAUAACACCGCCCACCAACCCAGACAAGCCGCUUCGCUCUGUAGAGGCACAACACACAGACCCCAAGAAGUCCAAGCCCGCCAUGCUUUGGACCGAAAAAUACCGCGCCCGCACCUUCAUGGACCUCUGCGGAGACGACUUAACCAACCGCCAAGUGCUCCGCUGGCUGAAGCGCUGGGACCCCAUCGUGUUCCCCCAAGCGGUCAACAAGAACAAAUCCGUCAUCAGGCGCCUCCACAGCGGGCCGCAGCAACAACAGGGCCAGUCGGGCCAGCAGGGGCAGCCGCCUGAGGAAGAGAAACCCCAUCGCAAAAUCCUGAUGCUGCACGGGCCGCCCGGUCUUGGAAAGACUACCCUGGCGCAUGUCUGCGCACGUCAGGCCGGGUACGAGGUCAUGGAAAUCAACGCCAGUGACGAGCGGAGCAAGGAUGUGGUCCGGGGCCGGAUCCGGACCAGCCUAGGCACCGAGAGUGUCAAGACGGUGGAGCACAAGAAGCCGGAGCCGGGGAAGCAACCCAAGGUCGCUCGCCCGGUGUGUGUGGUUGUGGACGAGGUCGAUGGCGUGGUCGGCGGGUCCGGGGGGUCGGGGGAGGGUGGAUUCGUCAAGGCGCUGAUCGACCUCGUGCUGCUGGAUCAGAAGAACAGCACGGGAGGUGCAGCGACGGCGGGGGCGGGGCGCAGGAAGAAGAAGGGGGAUGACUUCAGACAGAUGAGGCCGCUGGUGCUCAUCUGUAAUGACGUCUACCAUCCCUCGUUGCGCCCACUGCGGCAGUCUGGCCUGGCAGAGGUCAUCCAUGUCGGGAAGCCGACCGUCGAGGCGGUGGUUACCCGGUUGAAGACCAUUUUCGAGAAGGAGGGUAUCCCUUGUGAGAAGGACGCUGCGCGAAAGUUGUGCGAGGCCGCAUGGGGCAUGACUAGCGGCAUCGAUGCCAAACGUGGGGCGGAGGGCAAUGCAGAGGGCGAUCUUCGAGGUGUCAUGGUGGUAGGAGAAUGGGUCGCCGGUCGGCUGAGGGCGACUUACCCAGAGACCACCCAUACGCUCACUCGACAGUGGCUGGACCGCCAUAUCAUCCACGACCUCGCCCACGGCGGGGGUGGUGCCCGAGGCCUCGGACGCGGCGGUACCAAAGAGAUCGUCACUCGUAUUUUCCAAGAAGGCGCGGGCUUCCCAAAACAGUCCGCGCCGGCCCAGCAAACCACCAAAGUCACUCGCCACGAGCAACCUCAGGCCCAACUCGGAUUCGCCGAACAACAAAAAAAGUACGCCAUGACCCGCCUCCGUGAGAUGAUCGAGACGUCGGGCGAAGUCGACCGCAUCAUGACCGAGAUCUUCCUCGAAUACCCGAACCGCGACUUCAAUGAUGACUCCUUCUUAACCAAGCCAGACCUUGCUUACGAGUGGUUGCAUUUCCACGACACUUGCUCCUCCCGCAUAUUUUCCAGCCAGGAAUGGGAGCUUGCACCAUACAUCAGCCAACCCAUCCUGGCCUGCCACCACCUCUUCGCUUCGCCACGGCGGCACCAGCCUCAGACAACGUCCGGCUACGGCGGGAAGUGGGGCGAGGCGGCUGAUGACAGCGAAGGCAACGAACCACCCCUUCCGUUCUCGGGCCCGCGGGCGGACUAUGCCGCGUACGAGGCCGAAAAGAUUAACCGCGCCGUGCUACAGGGGAUCCACGCCCAGCUGCCACCAACCUUGACGCGUGCGUUCCGCAGCCCCGAGCACAUCGCGACCGACUUCCUCCCCUACCUCAUCCGCCUAGUCUCGCCCGACGUGAACCCCGUCAUGGUGGGCGGAAGCAACGACAAGUCUGGCGCGGUCGCGUCGGUGCGGAGGGAAGCGGAAAAGGCCAUGGUCAAGCGUGCCGCACAGGUACUGGCCGAGGUGGGCAUCGCACUGCACAAGGGCAAGAUCGAGCCGGACGCGGCCGCUGGCCCGGCGACGCGGACCCAGUGGGUGUACCGGAUGGAACCGGACCUCGAUGCGCUCGCCACCUUCGAGACCGCCACCGCCUACCUCCUCGCCUCCCACGCACCCACCCGCUACGCAGUGCGCCAGGUGCUCGACCAGGAGCUGUACAAGACCCUUGCCCAACGGGACAGCGAAGCGCGCCAGGCCCGCCUCAAGACCGGCGGCGGGGACCCGCAUCAACCACCACCACAACCACGCAACAACACAUCCACCGCCAAUCCUUUCCUCACCCCCCUGCAGCAGAACCGCCGGCCAGACGAGCACCUGAACCCGAACAAGAACACGACGGCGGGGGCGGCGGUGAGGCGCGACUUUUUUGGGCGUGUCAUUGCCGAGCGCCCGCUACUAGCAACCGGCGCGGCGGAGGAUGGCAAGGCGAGGAAGAGGAAGGGUGGGGGAAGGGGGGAAGAGGCGGUGGGUGGUGGCGGGGGGAUGGUGUGGGUGACGUAUCACGAGGGCAUGAACAAUGCGGUGCGGAAGCCGGUUUCGUUAGAGGAGUUUCUGCGGGGGUUUUAG